Hydractinia symbiolongicarpus is the source of this 757-nucleotide messenger RNA. Its product is annotated as protein phosphatase 2B regulatory subunit cnb-1-like. Bases 46 to 525 code for a protein of 159 amino acids. The record is from RefSeq and is a predicted model, not a curated record. Gene Ontology annotation, molecular function: calcium-dependent protein serine/threonine phosphatase regulator activity; calcium ion binding. Lineage: Eukaryota; Metazoa; Cnidaria; Hydrozoa; Anthoathecata; Hydractiniidae. The transcript has a single exon.
AUUGCUUGAGAGAACAUAAACAUUCAUUUUGAGAAGCCUUACAACAUGUCUUAUUUUGACGAAGGAACUCCAGAUAUCGUUUUAAAAAGUUUAUUUACCAAAUACGAUUCAGACGGAAGCGGAAACUUAAGUAUCUCAGAGCUUCCACAGCUGCUGCAAAAUGAUCUAGGACUAAGUCAGGAAGAGGCUGAAACUUAUUCAUUAUUAGUCGACAAAGAUGCUAGUGGAAAGUUAUCCUUUGAUGAAUUUAGAGCAUGGCUGAACAGCGGAGAGAAAUUAAAAAAUGUGAAUGAUUCUUCUAGGUUUCAUCUCAUGCAUAAAGCAGUUGAAAUGUUUCAAAAAUACGAUCUUGAUCGAAGUGGAGGAUUGGACAGGAAUGAAUUUUUAAAACUGCAUGUUGAGAUGGGCGGUCAAGCUCAAUAUGUCGACUCAGCAUUAAAUGCACUCGAUAAAGAUGGCAACGCGAAGAUUUCGUUUUACGAAUUUCUAAAGUGGUUGAAUUGGAUAGAUGUAUCUGAAUUUUAGAUAAAGCUAGAAGAAAUUUUCUUAUUAAAAAUACUUUUUUUAAACGCAGAAAAUGAAAGUAUUUUUAUCUAAAUUUUCUUUCAGCCUUCGCGCUCAGAAACAUAUAACAUCUGUUCAUUAUGGCGACUAUGUACAACUUCAUUAUUUAUUCUCUUUAUAUAUUUUUCUUUUAUAUUGUACAAUAUCAGUCAUAUACAAAAAAAUCUUUGAAAAUAAAUCAUGAAUUCAAGGA